AUGGUACGAACUGGCCUGGUGGCUAUUUCUGCGGCGCUGUCCGGUUUGGUGGCAGCACAAUGCCCCUACGCUGACCUUGGAGGGCUUGCAGCAAGGACUGAGGGUCGUCCCGCGUCUCACUUGAAGAACUAUGAGGUUGAUGACAGUCAAGGGUAUCUCACAUCUGAUGUGGGUGGUCCAAUUGAGGACCAGAAUAGCUUGAAGGCUGGAGAGCGUGGUCCUACUUUGCUGGAGGACUUCAUAUUCCGCCAAAAGAUAACCCACUUUGACCACGAGAGAGUUCCUGAACGUGCGGUUCAUGCUCGUGGCGCUGGUGCUCAUGGCAUCUUUACCAGCUACGAUGACUUUAGCAACAUCACUGCCGCAUCCUUCUUGGGGAAGAAGGGCAAGCAGACGCCGGUAUUUGUUCGCUUUUCUACCGUUGCUGGGUCUCGUGGUAGUGCCGAUACUGCUAGAGAUGUGCACGGAUUUGCCACCAGACUGUACACUGAUGAGGGUAACUUCGACAUCGUUGGCAACAACAUUCCAGUGUUCUUCAUCCAAGACGCUAUUCAAUUCCCUGAUCUCAUUCACUCUGUGAAGCCUCGAUCCGAUAAUGAGAUUCCACAAGGCGCAACUGCACACGACGAGGCAUGGGACUUCUUCUCCCAGGAGACCUCAACCCUUCACACCUUGUUCUGGGCCAUGGCAGGAUACGGAAUCCCCAGAAGUUUCCGUCACAUGGACGGCCACGGCGUCCACACUUUCCGACUCGUAAACGAAAAGGGAGACACUAAACUCGUAAAAUGGCAUUGGAAGACCAAGCAGGGCAAGGCCAGUCUGGUCUGGGAUGAAGCACAGCACAUUGCUGGCAAGAAUGCCGACUAUCACAGACAGGACCUCUGGGAUGCUAUUGAGUCUGGCAAUUACCCUGAGUGGGAACUCAAUGUGCAGAUUUUCGAUGAGAAUCAGGCUCUUGCAUUUGGCUUUGAUGUCCUUGAUCCUACCAAGAUUAUCCCUGAGGAAUAUGCUCCCCUUCGUCCUCUUGGUGUGCUAAGACUGGACACCAAUCCUGUAAACUACUUUGCGGAAACCGAACAAAUCAUGUUCCAACCGGGCCACAUUGUGAGAGGCGUCGACUUCACCGAUGACCCUCUGCUGCAGGGCCGCAUUUUCUCCUACCUUGAUACCCAGCUUAACCGCCACGGUGGUCCCAACUUUGAACAGCUUCCCAUCAACAGACCUGUUGUUCCCAUCCACAAUAACAACCGCGAUGGUGCUGGACAGAACUUGAUCCAUAAGAACACUGCACCUUAUUCUCCAAACACUCUCAACAAGGGAUUCCCCAAACAAGCGAACCAAACUCAAGGCAAGGGUUUCUUCACCGCUCCUAAUCGCAAGGCUUCCGGUGCCCUCGAGAGACGCCGAAGCUCGACCUUCCUCGACCACUGGAGCCAACCUCGUCUGUUCUACAACUCCAUCACCCCCAUCGAGCAACAGUUUCUCAUCGAUGCUAUCCGCUUCGAGACCAGCCACCUCUCACAAGUGAUCCAGAAGAAUGUUCUCAACCAGCUCAACAAGAUCAGCAACGACAUCGCCAUCCGUGUCGGCAGAGCUCUGGGCUUGGACGCCCCCGCCCCCAACGACAAGUACUACCACAACAACAAGACCAAGGGGCUCUCCAUCUUUGGCCAGGAACUGCCCAGCAUCGCCACCCUCCGCAUCGGUGUCUUGACCUCCACCAAGUCCUCCAGCUCUCUUACACAAGCCAAGUCCCUCCAGGACGAGUUCAAAUCCAGCAACGUGACCGUCAUUGUUGUUGGUGAGACUCUCGCCAGCGGCAUCGAUCAGACUUACUCUGCUGCUGAGGCCGUUGGCUUCGAUGGCAUUAUCGUAGCUGAUGGUGCGGAGAACCUCUUCAACAACAAGAAGAAGUCUACGCUUUAUCCACCCGGACGACCUACCCAGAUUGUGGUGGAUGGGUAUAACUGGGGUAAGCCGAUUGGAUUCUUGGGCAACGCCAAGAACAUCAUCAAGAAUACGCUUGUUUCUGAGGGUCCGGGCGUGUAUGUGGAGAAGAAUACUGGAGAUAUUGUGAAGGGUUUCAAGAAGGGUCUUGCUACGUUCAAGUUCACGGAUCGGUUUGCGCAGGAUGAGAAAUAA
Molecule: messenger RNA, 2142 nt
Organism: Pochonia chlamydosporia 170
Lineage: Eukaryota; Fungi; Ascomycota; Sordariomycetes; Hypocreales; Clavicipitaceae
Product: catalase B precursor
Exons: 6
Coding region: 1-2142 (713 amino acids)
Biological process (GO): hydrogen peroxide catabolic process; response to oxidative stress
Cellular component (GO): cytosol
Molecular function (GO): catalase activity; heme binding
Source: RefSeq, a predicted model, not a curated record